This is a messenger RNA of Lolium perenne, 2360 nucleotides long. RefSeq names its product kinesin-like protein KIN-7L. Gene Ontology annotation, molecular function: ATP binding; microtubule binding; microtubule motor activity. The record is from RefSeq and is a predicted model, not a curated record. NCBI's taxonomy places the organism in Eukaryota, Viridiplantae, Streptophyta, Magnoliopsida, Poales, Poaceae. Gene Ontology annotation, biological process: microtubule-based movement.
UUCCAUUCCAUCCCCAGACAAGACAAGACAACCCGCCCGCUCCAAUCCAAUCGCCCUGACGCCCAAAUUUCAAAUCCUGCUUCUUCCCAACCCACCGUUGUAGCAGUCGCCGACACGCCGCCAGCCGCCGCACUGCACUGCACAUGGAGAAAAUCUCCGUCGCCGUCCGCUUCCGCCCACCCAAGUCCUCCGCCGACCCUGACGUAGACUCUUCCUCCUUCUCUGGGGGUGGCGCUGGCGGGAACCGCGAGUGGCGCAUCGACGACACCCGAAUCUCCCUCCUCCACCGCGCCGUCCCCGUCCCCGGCACCUCCUUCGCCUUCGACCAUGUGUUCGACGACACGGCCACCAACGGGCGGAUCUACGGCUUGCUCGUACGAUCCCUCAUCCGCGCCGCCGUAGAUGGCUUCAACGGCACCGCCUUUGCCUACGGCCAGACCAGCAGUGGCAAGACCUUCACCAUGAACGGCUCCAGUGCCGACCCUGGGAUCAUUCCGCUCGCUAUCCGCGACAUAUUUGACACGGCGGCCGAGGCUGCAGACCGUGAGUUCCUUAUCAGGGUGUCGUACAUGGAGAUUUACAAUGAGGAGAUUAAUGACCUCCUCACACUCGGUAGCGAGAAGCUGCCGAUUCACGAGAGCCUGGAGCGUGGUGUGUAUGUCUCCGGCCUACGGGAAGAGAUUGUUAACAAUGCCGAACAAGUGCUAGAACUUCUUCACCGUGGAGAAGAAAAUAGACAUUUUGGAGAAACAAACAUGAACGUCCGGAGCAGCCGAUCCCAUACUAUUUUUCGGAUGGUCAUUGAAAGCAGUGCUAAGGACCAGGUGAACUCUGGAGAUGCAAUCCGGGUAUCUAUCUUGAAUUUAGUGGAUUUAGCUGGGUCAGAAAGGAUCGCCAAGACUGGAGCAGAUGGCGUGCGACUUAAGGAAGGGAAGCAUAUCAACAAAAGCUUGAUGAUUCUUGGAAAUGUCAUCAAUAAGUUGAGUGAGAAUGGAAAGCAAAGAGGGCACAUCCCUUAUCGUGAUAGUAAGUUGACUCGCAUUCUCCAGUCUGCACUUGGAGGCAACGCAAAGACAUCAAUCAUCUGCACUGCUGCACCUGAAGAGAUUCAUAUCGAGGAAACUAGAGGAACUCUUCAGUUCGCAAGUAGAGCAAAAUGUGUCAGCAAUUGUGCCCAAGUAAAUGAGAUUCUAACAGAUGCUGCUCUGCUGAAGAGGCAAAAACUGGAAAUAGAAGAACUUCGUCAAAAGCUACAGGGUUCUCAUUCUGAAGUCUUGGAGCAGCUUAUCCUAAAGCAACGUAAUGACAUGCAUAAGUUUGAACUUGAGCGUGAUCGACUGGCAAUGGAACUUCAAGAGGAAAGGAGGUUAAGGGAGACUUUAGAGCACCAGUUGACCGAGCAACAAAAAAUGUUAGAAAACCACGACAAUAUUGGCCUAUCAGCAGAGCAGUUUACUGACUCUAUACAGCUAGAUUCAUUGAAAACUCCAGAUUCUAAGCGGACACCAGAUGGAUUUGUUGCCAGCCGCUCACGCUAUUCGAACGAUGUGGAGUUCAGCCCAAUACCUGAAAAUUUAGGUGCUGUAGCUGACGAGGACCUCUGGAUGCAGCUGAACAAAGGAUGCAUUACUGAUCUUGAUAUGCUUGAGAUGACACCUGGUUUCAAAUGUCCACCGUCCUUGCCAAAAGAUACAACAGCAGUUGCGCCAUUAAAGGAGCCUAUUGACGUGAGAUGCCAAAGGCUGGAGAAGGACUGCAUCUCCGACCGACAGCAGCUAGAGGAUUCAAAAGCGAGCUGCGCAGUGCUCGAGAAGGAGCGCAAUCUGCUCAUAGAGGAGAACUCUUCGUUGCGACAAGAGCUCUCCAGGUCGAAGCAGGAAGCCAAUCAUCUCGUAUCCGAGAAGGAGGAGCUGCUGAAAGAGCUCGAGACGGAGAGGUACAAGAUGGAGCAGCUGAAGCAGGAUAUCAGGAUCUUCAGCCAGUCCUUCUCUCAGAGGCAGGGACAGCUGACGUCCCUAUACACUAAAUCCAAGGCCAUCGUGGAGAACUGCAAGGCCUCUCAGGUCGCAUUGCCCUGAUGACUGAUCAGAGCCUCAGAAGUACAAAUCUUCGCAUGCUUGCUGCACUGAUGGCCUGCAGAUUUCAAUGCGCUUGUAUAAGUUGUAAUACAUGUUUGCCUUUGUAAUACAUGUGUGGUGUGUACAGUGUGCUUGAUAUUAUUUGUGAUAGACUGAGUCGCCUUUGAGGAAGUUGCGUGUGUGUAUACUGCAAAAGAAACAUCAGUUUUGUUUGUCAUUAGCCUUCUGGAAAGUGUCAAAUGUAGUUGACACGUGAUAAUAACAUAUAUAAAGUUGAACCCU